GUAGUUACCAUAGUUGCGGGAGUUUGCUUGCCAAGAUGGCUGCCGCAGGGCGGUGACGCCCGGGUUCUCCCUGCUAGGCCCUUUGCUACUUCAAGGGCUCGCGCGGUUGGUGGCAUGGGAUUUCUGCCGCCGAUUCUUCUCUUGCUGGGGCUCCUUCUACUGAGCUUUACGGGGCCGCUGCGGGGGGACCUGGUUUUCAUCCCUCCCUUUAUCCGAAUGUCCGGGCCUGAAGUCAGUGCAUUCCUGGUCGGAGACACAGAGAAUGUGACCGUGUCCCUGGCCCCGCUGCAGAUCGAGGCAGGCAUACUUCCGGUUCCCACUUGUGGACUGCUGAGCAAUGAGACAGGAGCUUGGAGUGUGACUUUGACCCCCAGUGUGGACGCUUUGGAGGUGAUGGUGCGGCUGAACAGGUAUCCCAGGCGGUGUGUCCCUAACACGACAGAGCCCUUCGCCGACACCCCGUGUCUCGUCCAAACUCUGCUGGUUUCAGCCUCUCACAGCCUGGCCUGCUUGGCGCACCUCCUCAUUCAGGUGGAAAUUUACGCCAGCUCUUCUGUGGCCCAGGAGGCGUCAGAGAAUGCGACAGUCAUCCCUAACCAGGUGUAUCAGCCCCUCGGGCCUUGUCCUUGCAACCUGACAGCCAGGGCCUGCGAUGUCCGCUGCUGCUGUGACCAGGACUGCUCCAGAGGUGCCAGGCAGCUGUUCGGAGGCGCCUGUCUCCCGGGUGUGUUCGGGGGUGAGGUCAGCCCUCCCUUUGACCAGCUGUGCGCGGCGGGGACAGCGGGCCCGGUCCCCGAGUGGUCCCCGCUCCUGUGUGUGCAGUCCUCGCCUGUCAACUCGCCCUUCCUCGGUCACUUCUAUCACGGCGCUGUUUCCCCGAGACACCAGCCUGGCUUUGAAGUCUUUCUGCACGCUGUCCCCAAACUCUCUGCAGACUCUGGUUACAAACAGGGAGACCCGAUCAGGACCACGGAGAGGGAGGGGUAUUUCACUGUGCCGCAGGUGUCGCUAGCCGGGCAGUGUCUGCACGACGCCCCCGUGGCCUUCCUGCGGGACUUUGACUCGGAGUGUGCCACCAACCUGCAGGCGCACCGAGAGCGGGGCAAGGGCAUCGCGGAGGUGGAGGGUGGCACUGCAGGAGCCACAGUUUUGCCCACGGUGACCUACGAGGAAGCAGCUGACCCGGACAGGUUCCUCAGUGCCACAGAAACACUGCCAAGCAGCCCCUCGGUGCCCAGAAACAUGACCGUGACCGUGGAAGAACAUUAUGUUUUCAGGUGGGACAACAACACGGUCACUGAAAUCAGCGUCAGAAUCGUGAGGGCGGAAAUCAGUGCCCACCAGACAGGUAGCGGAACACUCACACAGAGAUUCACAGUGAAGUUCCUAAACCGUAACAGUGGUGACGAGCAGCAGUUGUCCGGAAACCCAGGUUACCAGCUCCACAGGCUGGUCCGAGCCCUGAACACCGACGCUGCGAGCAACACCACGACUCUCCGUGUUUGGCAGUCAGCUGGAAGGAGUUUGUGCACCUCAGCAACUUUCAGACCUGUUUUAUUUGGCGAGAACGUGCAGUCUGGGUGUCUUUUGGAAGUUGGGAUCGGCGAAAACUGCACUCAGCUCAGGGAGAGCGUGGCUGAAAAACUGGGUUCACUGAUAGGAGCCACGCAUGUCUCAGCGAGAGGCAACUCUGAUCCCCGAGACCUGAGCGACGGCUGGCUGAAAGUCCUGCGCGUAGCUGCCCCCAACAGCAGUGUGGACCCGACUGCCAGUGGCGCCCUUGGCGUCUGCCCGGCUGUUCCUUCCCAGCUGCACAUCCGUAUCCUCUUCGCGGACGCCGGCGCAGUGGAGGGCAUCAUGCAGCAGGAGAUCCUUGGCGUGGAGACCAGAGUUUUGCAAUGUGGCUGUGCUCCGCUGUCUCCAGUAGGGGACGUCAGCGGUCCUCAGGGCUGGGGCGCUCUCCCCGACCCUAGGUUCUCUGCCGUGGACUGGCAGUACCAGUGCGGGCUGGCGUGCCAAGAUACAAGUGACUUCUUCCUGCUCAGUGCCUCCGUCCGGUUUAUCAAGAUCCCUGCCCAGCUGCCCCGGGCCCUGACCAGAUUCCAGAUCAAUUUCACAGAGUAUGACUGCAACAGAAACGAUGUGUGUUGGCCGCAACUUCUCUAUCCAUUGACCUGGUAUUAUCAAGGGGAACCUUAUUCGCAGUGUGUGGCCAAGGGCCUGCUGAUGGUCACCCUCCUCUCGCUGGCCGUGUUCCUGAGUAGCCCCUGGGCGCGUUUGUGCAGAGCCUGGCGUUGAGCUGCCUUCCCCCACUAAGCCUCUCCGAGACCUUCUGCUCCUGCUCCUGCUCCUGCUCCAGCGGUCUGUUGCCGGCCUGUGCACCUCUGUCAUUCUUUAAUAAAUGAAAUGCCUUAUUUUUAUAGGAAA
Fukomys damarensis (Damara mole-rat) is the source of this 2427-nucleotide messenger RNA. RefSeq names its product tectonic family member 2 (gene Tctn2). Bases 115 to 2298 code for a protein of 727 amino acids. Gene Ontology annotation, biological process: cilium assembly; protein localization to ciliary transition zone; smoothened signaling pathway. NCBI's taxonomy places the organism in Eukaryota, Metazoa, Chordata, Mammalia, Rodentia, Bathyergidae. The record is from RefSeq and is a predicted model, not a curated record. The transcript has 18 exons. Gene Ontology annotation, cellular component: MKS complex.